Danio rerio (zebrafish) is the source of this 2457-nucleotide messenger RNA. RefSeq names its product actin related protein 10 (gene actr10). Gene Ontology annotation, cellular component: cytoskeleton; axon cytoplasm. Lineage: Eukaryota; Metazoa; Chordata; Actinopteri; Cypriniformes; Danionidae. The record is from RefSeq and is marked validated. Gene Ontology annotation, biological process: cytoskeleton organization.
GUAAAGGACCCAGCCGUUCCUCUAAUGUUAUGAUUGUCGGCGCUGUGUUUGCUCAGUGAUAAUAGUAAUUAUAAUAAUCUGUUUGUCUCGAGUUUCUCUUAAUUUCUGCUGAUAAAAUGCCCUUGUUUGAGGGCCUGGGCAGCGGAGGAGAAAAGACCGCGGUGGUGAUUGAUUUAGGAGCGGCCUACACGAAAUGUGGCUUUGCUGGAGAGACCGGGCCGAGAUUCAUCAUCCCCAGUGAGAUUAAAAAUCCAGGAUCUCAGGAGGUGGUGGCUGUGGUUCAGUUCAACAUCAACACAGAGGAGCUCUACACCAUCCUGAAGGAGUUCAUCCACCUGCUGUACUUCAGGCAUCUGCUGGUGAACCCUCGAGACCGCCGCGUGGUCGUCAUCGAGUCCAUACUCUGCCCUUCACACUACAGAGACACACUCUCCAGAGUCCUCUUCAGGCACUUCGAGGUGCCGUCGGUGUUGUUUGCUCCCAGUCACCUGAUGUCCAUCAUGACUCUGGGUCUGCAGUCUGCUCUGGUCAUGGAUUGUGGAUACACAGAGACGCUGGUCUUGCCUAUCUAUGAAGGCAUCCCCAUCCUGUCCGCUUGGGAAGCUCUGCCCAUGGGAGGAAAAGCCAUUCAUAAGGAGCUGCAGAGUCUGCUGAGUGAACAGUGCACAGUGGACACAGACUCCAGCACAGGCCUCCAGCUGCCCAGUGUCAUCAGUCAUAUUCCAGAGGAUGUGGUGGAAGAUAUUAAAGUGCGCACGUGUUUUGUCAGUGACCUGCAGAGAGGCUUGAAGAUCCAGGAGGCCAAAUUUAACACAGAUGCGGAGAGGCCAGCUCCUCCCCCAGAUGUGGAUUAUCCUCUGGAUGGACAGAAGAUCCUGCAUGUGAAGGGCUUCAUCAGAGACUCUGUGGCUGAGAUGCUGUUUGAGCAGGAUAAUGAGGAGAAGUCCAUCGCCACACUGCUGCUGGACACACUGGUGAAGUGCCCCAUCGACACUCGAAAGGUUCUGUCAGAGAACUUGCUGAUAAUCGGGGGUACGGCGAUGCUGCCGGGGUUCCUGCACCGCCUGCUGGCUGAGAUCCGCUCACUGGUGGAGAAACCCAAAUACAGAGACGCUCUGGCCACCAAAAGCUUCCGCAUCCACAGCCCACCCGCCAAACCCAACUGCACCGCCUGGCUCGGAGGAGCGAUAUUUGGAGCAUUGCAGGACAUUUUAGGCAGCCGCUCGGUGUCCAGAGAUUACUACAACCAUACGGGCCGCAUCCCGGACUGGUGCUGUCUGAGCUCUCCUCCACCCGACUCCAUCUAUGAGGCUGGAAAAACCCCUCCACCGCUCAUGAAGAGGGCCUUCUCCACUGAGAAAUAACCUGGACGCUUGACAUGACCUGCAGAGCACGCCUGUCCACUACAGCUCUCCUGUUCCCAGCAGACGAUCAGUCCGCUUUAGUCUGAAGAGCUGUUCAGAAGCACUAAACAUCCACAGCUUUAUCAAGACUAAACCAUCCUCAGUUAUAGUGUAGGUCAGGAAAUAUUAUUUAAAUGUCUGUAUUCAUUCUUACACCAUCAAAGACAGAACAGGAACAGCCGCUUGGUCACAGUGUCAAACCAUAUUAUGUUUAAAGAAACACUCCACCUUGUUUUGGAAAUUACUCAUUUUGCAGCUCUCCUACACUUAAAUGAGUGUGCCCUAUUCCAAAUGCAGUCAGCCGAUCUAUGCUUAGCUUAGCUUAGCAUAAAUCAUUGAAUAGGAUUAGACCGUUAGCAUGUUACUAGUACACACUGGGGACUACUUUCAGCCUCUGCAUAAUAUCAUUGUGCAUGCUGCAGCCAUUUAUUGAGCAACAUGCUAAUGGUCUAAUCCGAUUCAAUAAAUUAUGCUAAGCUAAGCUAAAGGUGCUGCCAGAGAUUUUCCGAAUUGAUUGCUAAAAAAUAAGCACUUGUAGCUUAGCUUAGCAUAAAUCACUGAAUCAAAUUAGACUAUCAGCAUUUCACCCUAAAAAUGACCAGAGUUUGGAUCAUUAUUCUAAUUAGAGCUCGACUCUUCUGUAGUUACAUCUGUAUUAAGACUGACCGAAAAUGAAGAGUUGCUAUUUUCUAGGCUAAUAGUUUUAGGAACUUUAUACUGUCAUUCUGGCGUAAGCAUCAAGGAACAGCUACCUAGUUAACUAGGUUAAUAUCAUUGCACUGCUAAAGCCAUAUUUUGAGCAAGUUGCUAAUGGUCUAAUCUGAUUCAAUUAAUUAUGCUAAGCUAAGCUAAAAGUGCUCUCGCCAGACGCUGAGGCCAGCUGAAUAGAUUCAAAGAUGGUAGAACUCACAUGUUUAACAGUUAGGGGAGCUUAAACUGAGCAUAUUUCCAAAAACAGUGGAGUUUUCCUUCAACAGAACCAGUUUAAAGGACUGAGUAUGUGCAAGUUUUGGUGGUAUUUAUGAGGUUUGUGAAAUAAACAUUCCAUAAUCGG